AUUGAAGAAUGAGUUUUCCUGGAGCUUUUAGUUUCUGUUCCACUGCAGGGAGGUCAUAGGCGCCUAGGGUACAAAGGAGUCUGCGUGGCACUGACAAACCCAAGAUAGCGCCGGCCUGGGGCGCUGCAAAAGCCUCACACCUUCUUCCGCACAACGCAGAACUUCAGCUGGACCCUGUAGCCGGCUUCAUCAGCCGCAAGACCCAAAGCCGCACAGCGAGUUCAGUCCUGCGGAGUCUGGCUCAGGCUUUACCCACGCGGUGAAGAAACUGGCAGGCGGCAGGCUGAGCUACACCGGACACAGCCAAGUGGCCUGGGGCGCGGCCGCGGCGUUCCUAGAGUCCGGGUCUGGCGCGCCGCGGCGGCAGGCGCGCUCCGACCCUUCGCAGCUGCCUCUUUCCGUAGGUCUCCUAGUCGGGGCUUAAGCGGGUAAAACCAGCAGCGGGUCUCCACCUCGAGCGCUGGGCGUGCAACUCCCUCCGACCCUGGCUUACAUAACACGGACCGGCGCGCUCCCGCCGCUGCUUAGACCCUCGGCGGUGUUGGGCUGAGCCCUACACGCCUCCUCAGCGAACUCCGCCACCGCCUUGCCGCAGACUUCUGCGCCCCCCACUAGGAAGUGACCCUCCUUGGCUACGCAGCCGGGGCAGCCUGGACGCCUCUCCGCCGGCGUGAGAGCACUGAGAUUGGAGACGGGAGCGCCUCACUGUGCCCAAGCUCCCUCCCACUGCUCCCUCCUCCUCCCAUUUCUCCCCCCACCCCUGUGCCUGUGUGUGUUCUGUUCUGGCGAGGGGACCCGGAGUGCAGUCCAGACUCGGCGCGCGGCGAAGCUGCGGCUGCUCCUGCUACUAGGAGGAGCGCCGGCGGUGGUCGCCUUGCGCCUCCCCGGACUUCCCAAGUGGGGGCAGAACAACCACUCGCGAGAGACACCAGUUGGAAGGCACAGGCAAAGAGGAACCUUCAAACUCCUCCUCGGUGUCCCCUCUCCACCUCUUUUUGCCCCUGCCUUUUUUUUGGACAAAGUGGAGUGCGGCGCUUGGUCAUCGUUAUUUCCUCUGACUGCUUCGCGGUGCACGGAUUCAGCUGCUGCCCAGUGUGGCUUUCUCCUGUUUGCGCGUCUCUGUAUUGCUCCCUCCAGCACACCUCUGUCGACGAUGAGGAAAGGUCUGCGGGCGACAGCGGCCCGCUGCGGACUGGGAUUAGGAUACGUGUUGCAAAUGCUGGUGUUACCUGCCCUGGCCCUGCUCAGCGCCAGUGGCACCGGCUCGGCUGCUCAAGACGAUGACUUUUUUCAUGAACUCCCAGAAACCUUUCCAUCUGAUCCACCUGAGCCUCUGCCACAUUUCCUUAUUGAGCCUGAAGAAGCUUACAUUGUGAAGAAUAAGCCUGUGAACCUGUAUUGUAAAGCCAGCCCUGCCACCCAGAUCUACUUCAAGUGCAAUAGUGAAUGGGUUCAUCAGAAGGACCACAUAGUAGAUGAGAGAGUAGAUGAAACCUCUGGUCUUAUUGUCCGGGAAGUGAGCAUUGAGAUUUCGCGCCAGCAAGUGGAGGAACUCUUUGGGCCCGAAGAUUACUGGUGCCAGUGUGUGGCCUGGAGCUCAGCGGGCACCACCAAGAGCCGGAAGGCCUACGUACGCAUUGCCUAUCUACGGAAGACAUUUGAGCAGGAACCACUAGGAAAAGAAGUGUCCUUGGAACAGGAAGUCUUGCUCCAGUGUCGGCCACCUGAAGGCAUCCCAACGGCUGAGGUGGAAUGGCUGAAAAAUGAAGACAUAAUUGAUCCAGUUGAAGAUCGGAAUUUUUAUAUUACUAUUGAUCACAACCUCAUCAUAAAGCAGGCGCGCCUCUCCGAUACGGCCAAUUAUACCUGUGUUGCCAAAAACAUUGUUGCCAAGAGGAAAAGCACAACUGCUACUGUCAUAGUCUAUGUAAAUGGUGGCUGGUCCACCUGGACAGAGUGGUCAGUGUGUAAUAGCCGCUGUGGACGAGGCUAUCAGAAACGUACGAGGACCUGUACAAACCCAGCACCACUCAACGGCGGUGCCUUCUGUGAAGGGCAGAGCGUACAGAAAAUAGCCUGCACUACAUUAUGCCCAGUGGAUGGCAGGUGGACCUCAUGGAGCAAGUGGUCUACUUGUGGGACCGAGUGCACACACUGGCGCAGGAGGGAGUGCACAGCACCAGCCCCCAAGAAUGGAGGCAAGGACUGCGAUGGCCUCGUCUUACAAUCCAAGAACUGCACUGAUGGGCUUUGCAUGCAGAGUUUCAUUUAUCCCAUUUCAACUGAACAGAGAACCCAGAAUGAAUAUGGAUUUUCUUCUGCUCCUGAUUCAGACGACGUUGCUCUCUAUGUCGGCAUUGUAAUAGCGGUGAUUGUUUGCCUGGCGAUUUCUGUAGUUGUGGCCUUGUUUGUGUAUCGGAAGAAUCAUCGUGACUUUGAGUCUGAUAUUAUUGACUCUUCAGCACUCAAUGGAGGCUUCCAGCCUGUAAACAUCAAGGCAGCAAGGCAAGAUCUCCUGGCAGUACCCCCAGACCUCACUUCAGCUGCAGCUAUGUACAGGGGACCUGUCUAUGCUUUGCAUGAUGUCUCUGACAAAAUCCCAAUGACCAACUCUCCAAUUCUGGAUCCACUGCCUAACCUGAAAAUCAAAGUGUACAACACCUCAGGGGCUGUCACCCCGCAGGAUGACCUGUCUGAGUUUACAUCCAAGCUCUCCCCUCAAAUGACGCAAUCCUUGUUGGAGAAUGAAGCCCUCAGCCUGAAGAAUCAGAGUCUGGCCAGGCAGACUGAUCCAUCCUGUACUGCAUUUGGCACCUUCAAUUCCCUUGGGGGUCACCUUAUUGUUCCCAAUUCAGGAGUAAGCUUGCUGAUUCCUGCUGGGGCCAUUCCUCAAGGGAGAGUCUACGAAAUGUAUGUGACUGUAUACAGGAAAGAGAGUAUGAGGCCAUCCAUGGAAGACAGUCAGACCCUCUUGACCCCUGUGGUGAGCUGUGGGCCCUCAGGAGCCCUGCUGACGCGCCCUGUCAUUCUCACCAUGCAUCAUUGUGCAGAUCCCAAUACGGAAGACUGGAAGAUCCAGCUCAAGAACCAGGCAGCACAGGGAGAGUGGGAGGAUGUGGUGGUGGUCGGAGAGGAAAACUUCACUACCCCUUGCUACAUUCAGCUGGACUCGGAGGCCUGCCACAUCCUCACCGAGAACCUUGGCACCUACGCCCUAGUCGGGCAGUCCAUCACCAAAGCGGCCGCAAAGCGAUUGAAGCUCGCCGUCUUCGGGCCGCUCUGCUGCUCCUCUCUGGAGUAUACCGUCCGAGUCUACUGCCUGGAUGACACCCAGGAUGCCCUGAAGGAAGUUUUACAGCUCGAGAGACAGAUGGGAGGACAGCUCCUAGAAGAACCGAAGGCUCUUCAUUUUAAAGGCAGCACCCACAACCUGCGCUUGUCAAUUCACGACAUCGCCCAUUCCCUCUGGAAGAGCAAAUUGCUGGCUAAAUAUCAGGAAAUUCCCUUUUACCAUAUCUGGAGUGGGUCUCAAAGAAACCUGCACUGCACCUUCACUCUGGAAAGAUUUAGCCUGAACACGGUGGAGCUGGUUUGCAAACUCUGUGUGCGGCAGGUAGAAGGAGAGGGACAGAUCUUCCAGUUAAACUGUACUGUGUCAGAGGAACCUACUGGCAUCGAUUUGCCUCUGCUGGAUCCAGCGAGCACCAUCACCACCAUCACAGGCCCCAGCGCUUUCAGUAUCCCUCUCCCCAUCCGGCAGAAGCUCUGUAGCAGCCUGGAUGCCCCACAGACCAGAGGGCAUGACUGGAGGAUGCUGGCCCAUAAGCUAAACCUGGACAGGUACUUGAACUACUUCGCCACCAAAUCCAGCCCGACUGGCGUGAUCCUGGAUCUUUGGGAAGCACAGAACUUCCCAGAUGGAAACCUGAGCAUGCUAGCAGCCGUCUUGGAAGAAAUGGGAAGACAUGAAACAGUAGUGUCUUUAGCAGCCGAGGGGCAGUACUGACCCAUGCUGGAACUGAAAAUGAAGGACGCAAAUACACAGGGAGUCUGUUGCCGUCCAGGGGAUCACAGCUGAGGAGGAAAUCCAGACUAGACCCAUGAGCUUCACAGGCAAGAUUGCAGCGGGAAAGAGAAGGAAAACAGAUACGACUGCCAAUAUACAUGCCCACUUACUCGGACAUCAUCACAGAAGUUAAGAAAAAUUAUGUAAAUUUGUACCUUGAAUUUAGAAGUCAACCUAAUUUUCCUCUUAGUUGGGCUGUAUGCUGUGUGGUACAGGAUCUUACAGUUUCCUAGGAAACGCUUUUUAUUGCUAUCCAGAUAUAUGGAUAAACUUUCUUAACAAACCCAAUUUCUAUAAACGUUGUUUACAUCAAAUUGGACAGGGAUGCAGACACUGUCCAUGGCUCGUUCUAUUUUUGUUCAAAUCAUUUGAAGUUGAAGCUGUGGACGGUUUGUUGUGUCUAUUUCACGUGAGUAAUUUACAGAGAAAUCACAGACUUUUGCUACAAAUCUUGCGCAUCACGUGUCUCAGAUAAUCCUCCCAUCAGUGUCCUGUUUCUAGAAUUUGUAGAACCAGUGUUACUGUUUGUAUCAGGGAAGUGGAGAAUCUAAGUGUACAGGAGACAUAACUAAGACUCCUUUUCUUUGGGGGGACCCAUCUGGUGCCCACUGAGGAAUAAAGACGUAGCAUUGCAGGGAAGACAGUGAUUCCUUCUCAACCACACAAACAAGCAUUUCUUCACAACAUGUGUGUUUGUAAUAUGCAAUUUGAAGUGGUUUUAAAAAAGUAUCAUUAUUAUAUUAUUAUUGUUAUUAUUAUCAAUUAGCAUUUGCAAGUAUUCUAGUAAAAAGAUUUUUUUUUCUUUUUUUUAUUAUCAGUGCUGUUAGGAUUUGUUGAUUAGGCCUGCCUCACUUUCUUGGAUAACAAGUGAGGGCGUGGUCACCAGUUUAAUUCAACAGGCAUUACUUCUUUGAUGGUAGCUUUCUGUCACCAUUCUGCUUUGGAAGGGUAGUGAAUGCUUUUUGGCUUUGUCAGUCUGUUCUUUGGGCUUGCUCAGGCAGGAUCUCUCUCCUCUGAGUCUUACAGUGAGAAAUGCUCUGUAUUAAAUUCACUUAGUGUUGUGGUCAUGUGGCCCUAUGUGUACUCCCCGUGGUGCUCUUUAUACCUUAGAGGCAGGAUGGUUGGAAGAAUGGUCUUGGAACUGGAAAUCAGGAAACCAGUUCUCCUUUUGGGUUUGUCAUUGUCUAGCUGGGCAAGUCAUUUAACCUCACUGGAUUUCUGUUUCCUCACCUAGAAAAUGAAGGGGCUGGAAUAAAUCAGCUCAAGGUUCUAAAAUGCUGGACAGUGCGAGUCUCCAGUUUCAUGCAUCAGUCUGAAAACCACGUGUACUCUGACUUGGAUAAUUUAAACUGUCAUCUAAUUUUUUUUUUCCCCAGGCUACAUUAUGCCUUUCAAAGAGUUCUGACUUGGAAGAUAGUUAUUCUAACCUGUAACAUACUUGUUAGGUGUUCAAGUCUUGUCUUUUUGUCAUUGUAUUAUGCUACAUCCUUUAUUAACUAUCAUUUUCUUGUUGUCUCUUGGGACCACUAGCUUUCCUGACCAUUUGCACAUUCUGUUCUAUUAUUGUUUUGGUCUCUUGAUAUAUAAGACAACUCUUGCAAGCUUAUCCAGCAGUAGACAUUUGGUGCAUUUUUUUUCUCCCCUCUUAAUCUUUGCUUUCAUAAUACUCAAUAUCAUUUACAAAGGUUAUUUACUUCACUUUUACAAAAUUUUAUCCUGCAAAAUGGUAGUAAACAGACUACUUUGUGUAAGCCAUGAGGUUUCCUUGGGACCAUUACAAGCUCUUUGCUUAAACACAGACACUCAAUUCAUUCAGCCGGUGGGGAAUAAAAGAAUCAAGAGCCCAGUAGCCAAACCAAGAUUGAACAACAAGCCUCCAUGCUUAUGAAUUUAAUUUUGGGCUACCAGUAUCCAGGUUGUUGACUGGAUCUGAAUUAGGAAUCAUUUUAUAAAAUUUCUCCCCUUUUUUCCACACACAUCUCCUCUUCCUUCCUAUUUUAGUAACUUGUUGAGAUCCCCAGGCUCCUCCACCCACGUCAUCAAGGCAUUGUUUAUACUUUUGUUAUGGGGCCUCCUCUUUCAUACCUUUUAUUUAUCUUCUGUGUUAGGCAUAUAUUCUAUAAUUAGUUUGUCUCUCUCAGGCCACCUUCUGCAUUAAGAUUUCCAUACAUAAAAAUAUCUGUUACACUGAUCGUGGGAGAGGCUACACUGCUAAAUUCAGUGGAUAAUAUUUGUAUCAAUAAUAUUUGACCAAAAAGUAGUAAAAUUAUAUUCUAUGUAAAAAGAAAAAAUAGAUUAAAAAAAAAGAAAGGAGGAGGGAGAGCUAUAGUCCAUUGUGGUAUCUUGAAAUAAACUUGCCAAGAUUGCUGAUCAGUACUAGGGCGAAGGGGCUGUCAUCUGUCGGAAUCAAGAACUAGAAAUCUGAUCUGGAUACUCGAAGAGGCUUCUGUGCCUGUGAAGAGUAGAGGGAAGCAAAUACGUAGUUAUACAGAUAAAUUUAUUUCAUACUUUCACUAAGGGAAAAUAAAUAAAAGGUCAUCCACACAAAUAUUGAACACAGGAACUGCAUUAUUGAAGCCAUUGAAAGAAAGCCUUUUUGAGUUCACUUCAUAUGUUGGUUGGUCUUUGGUUCAAACCAGCCUCAGAAAAAGGAAGAGUAAUUCCUUGUAAGUGAGGUGCUCCUUUGUCCUAGAACCUUGUUACAUUCCCUGUCACGUGAAUGGCCCUUCUAUACGUACAUCACACAUUUUAUGUCAAAUAAUUUUCACUACAAAUUCUGAUUUCUUUCUCCUUUGAAGUAAUAGCUGAUAGUCUCAAACUUAGAAGGUCCAGAUGCAACAGUUCAUUUCAUAGGGAUUCACUUCCUCAAUAUUCAUAUGUCCUGCCUCUCAUUCCUAGGAUUCUACUGAGCUGGUGUGGAAAAGCUGGCUUGCCUCAUUUGGGUGGAAAAAACCUAUCACUUGUCCAUGGUGCCACCUAGUGGUAAAGAACACAACCCACCCUGAGUCUAGUAUAAAAGUCCCCCAAAAGUUGCCUGACCAAGUGAAUACCUGUAGAGAUCAAUAGGAUCGUUAUUACAAACAGACAUGGAGAAAUUUUCAUUUCAAAUCUGUAAUUUUCUUUUUCUCACAUUUUUCUUUACUUAAACUACCUAUUUCAAAAUUUCAUGUUAUUACUGGACCAGUACUUCUUCAAUUCAUUUAUAUACAAUAUGUUUUAAGUUGCUUUCUGCUAAGAGAAAUAACAGAGAUAUAGAAAAAUAUAUAUAAAGCAACCUUCAAAAAGUUAUUUUUAAUGUUUAAUUUUUCACUGUGCUUGAUAUAUUUUAAACAUCUUACUUUUAGUCUCUUAAUAUUUUUCUUUGGGAAUGUAAGUGGCAUCCAUUUAGGAAGAAAUAGGUUUUACAUCUGCAAAUGGGAAUCCAGUGUCUAAGGAAGAGAACAUUGUGGUUGUUAAUCAUGGAGAAGAAUGUUUCCUUCUUUCUGAUUUGGUGAUCUAAAGGCAGAGAUUUCAUCAUUCAAACUUCCUUAAAGUGAUCUAUAAGGAGAAGUUGGAUUCAGAAUUGUUAUCUGGUACAAGGUGAUGACCAUGAGCACGUGUAAUGCCGAAGUACUCACUGGUAACAGCUUUUCACAAACAGCAUCUUUCAGUGGAGGUACUCACCCCCAUUAAACACAGGAAAACCUCAUCCACAUAAAAGCAAUUUCAGCUCUUAAAGGGCAGGACAAUUCUUUGGGUGAAGUGUUCAGAAUUAAACUCCAUACCCAUUAGCCAUUUCCAUAUAUGUUACUAUUUUAUUAUUUCUCUCUCUCAACUGUCAAAAGAUAGAGCCAUUUUCUAGGAAAAAGUCAUGAGGACUGUGUUCAGGACACUCUGAAAAGGUCACAUUCAGUAGUGGAUUUUUUCUUUUUUUUCUCCUAGAAGAAAGAUACCAUAAAAGUAAACAUUUAGAGGAUGAAAUCAAGACUUGUUACUUCUGGAAAAGAACAAACAAGGUUCUUGUCCUAUGUAUCCUUACGUGUGAUCUGUCAGGGACCAGCAGCUGUGGUCUUGGUCCGCUUACUCGUCUGUAAUCACUGUCUGAGGAAGGGAUCCAGUAAGUUGAUCGGUAUCACCCCACAAUACGCAAGCCUUGACCUCGACAAGGUCUACUACCUGCAAGAGGCCAUAAAGAAGUUAGAAAAGGCUAAUGCGUUGAGUUUUCAGUCUUUGAGUUGAAUGUGAGUUUUAACUUUUGCUGAGCAGUUGUUCUGGACAAGGUCACAGUUUCAGAGAGAUCUUAGAGCAUGUCUAAGGCAGAUAAAAGAAUGGAAACACAGCUGAAAUGAAAUUGGGUUUUAUCCAUCUUCUUUCGGAACAGAGGAGCUUUUGUGAAACAGAACUCGAUUGUUCAAAGCCAAUUAUUUGUAAAGAUAAUAAUUGUCAAUGGACAUUAGAUUUUAUAGAUCUAAUAAGCAAAAAUGUCUUUAUAUUGUCUCAAGGUAAUAAAACAUUUUUCUACCUUUCCAGUGCCUCGUAGGACCAGCUAUUACACUUUGGAUUUUUGUUUUGUAUUAUUUUGCAUUGUUUUUAUUUAACCUUACUCAGCUAAUAUAGACUGAAAUGCUUAGGAGAACCUUUUCUUCUGUGUAAUGAAGUGCUGUUUCUUAUCCUAAGAGAGCUAUUUGUAUAAUCUCUGGCUGUAAUGAUCACUUUGAAAGAUUUCCCUUGCAUCUCUGAUGAUUUUUUAAAUGGAGUAAGGCAUAAGGGGAAUAAAUAUAUUGUGACCAAUGUUAAUUUAAGCCUGUGUCCAUACAGGCCAACUAAGUAAAAUGAAGUCAUAAAUAUUUCAAGAAUUCUGGCCUGAAAACCUGCUAUUUUUGAAAAGUAGGAAGAUGGCCCUGUAUGUCAUUGGGUGAGUUUUCUCUACAGACUAAACAAUCAACUUCCUGAUCAGUUAGUCUUACCGGUCUUGUGGUUGUCUGUUUCCAGAAUUCCCACUUUAAAACUGUCUUCAGAAGAGUUGCUGCUUCUCGGGUUUUCCAGUGGGCCUCUCACCUCCCUGUACUGAUCUGUGGUAGGAUAUUAACGGGCUCAUUCCACCAAAUGUAAGUUACCCCUAGACCUCUUUUAGCAUGGUGGAGGAAGGCAUCACCAGGACAAACCUGUAAGUUCUCCACAAAUGUACCAGCGAUUAAAACCAAGCAGUUUAAGAGGUUGUUUCCCAGCCCUCUGUAUACUUAGAUCCUUGUACAUUUAAGGGAUCUAUCCAGAGAUCUUCAGGGAUCCCUGCAGUAUACGUUAGAGGUGUGACUACAAGCUGUUGAGUAGAAAACAAAGAAGAUGUGCUGAGAUAGAGUCAGCUGCUCACCAGCCAAAUUAUGUGCUACUGUUCACCAGCCUCUUAACAUACCAUUUCAGAUCUGUGCCUCAGCAAAAUUAUACAUGGCUGACAGUCACAACACUUCAGGGUCCCUUACAAAUAAGAUGACAUCACCUGUGUCAUCCUUAAAUUCUAAAGGUCUACUGGACUUGGCCCUAUCAAACAUGCUGUUGAACUUGAUGGUACUCACCUGGGGUUGCAUAAAAACCUCGGUGCUCUGGUUCAGAACGUGAAUUGAAUGCAAUUGUGCUCAUCAGGAGCCUAUCACUGGUGAAUUCUUAGUCACUUAGUCUCUAAGCACUAUGAUAAGGCAACAUCACAGAAUCACGAACUGAACUAUGAUCUAGAUAUUAAGAGAAACCUGUUUUAGAGUCACAUAAAAGAGGAAGAAAACUACUGCCACUGGAAAAUGCCUUUGAACCUUCACGUUCUUAAAGUUGCUAAUGACGGUUGUAAAUGUAGGGGUAUACACUCAAAGGCAUACUCAUGCAAGCCUUGGAAAAGAAAAAGGACAGCAAUCAGAACAAGUUGAGUGUGUGGUUUGCAUUCUUUCCUUCACUUUUUCCUGGGACUAGUAAUUGGUAGUGAGCCCCUCACCCUCCAGACAGAACACAUUUAGCCCAGUUGCAGGGAAUAUCACUCCUCUGUGUGUGUUGUAUGUGCUCAUUGAGUUUAAUGUUGGUGACCUUCCUCUUUGCUCUUUCUAAAGGAGACAACCAAUGUUUGUCACAAAAAAAAAAAAUCCCACAGUCAUGUUGAAGAGGCUGUGUCAUUCACCUGCUGUUCCUUUGGAACAGUUCAACUGCAGAAAUGUCGGAUUAGGGUUUUCGUGCUUUGUCAUUUCUUCUUUUUUAAACAAAACAACCUUGGCUUUUCAGAUAUGGAACACUUCUUUUGUUGUUGUGGAAUUCCCUCUUGCUGUAUCUUCUAUGCAAUUCCUUUUCUAAAAUAUUCCUGGUGGAGGAUGAGUGCUCUGGGCAUUUUGCUCAUUGCAUAGCUGUGUGGUGGAAGCGAGGGAUCCCAGCUCUGGGUGGACCUCUCUUCUCUCCCUGGCUGCCUCUCCCUAUUUUUCCUGCAGUCCCCUUGGUUUGUAAAUUGCCUGCAUUUAUUCUGUCGGCCAACAUGUACAAAAUGUAAGAAAGAAUUUUUAAACAGGUAAUAAAUUAUAUUUAUAAGCAACAGACAGUGCAGCCUCCUCAUUUCUUCAUAAUAAUUUCCUCCCUCAUGUUAAAAGGCACCAUGUGUUUCCUUGGUAGGCUAAGAAAGCCCUUGGAUUUUGCAUGGAUGGAAGUCAAAACCUCCCUCAGUACUGGAUAAGGUUCUAAAACAUCUCUGUGCAUUGGAAUCAUUUCAGGAGCUCUAAGAAAAUACUAAUGCCUGGAUCCCACCCUAGCCACUCUGACUUAAUUGGCAUGGGGUACAGACUGGGCGUGGAGAGUUGUCAAAGCUCCCAGGUGAUACUAAUGGACAUUAGAACAUCUGCAUCAGAAUCAGAAUACAGGGAGCCUGUAAACAAACACAAAUUACUAGGCUCUACCCUCAGAGAUCCCCUUUUAACUAAAGUUUGUAACCAAUUACACUCAUAGGUGGGAAAUAUAAGGGAGCCCAAUAGUGCAGGAUGCCCAGAGCUAAAGACACCACCCAGACAUGUUCAGUGUGUUACAGGUGGACACUCAGCCACUCCCUUAGUCAGCAAGAGAAAGGCUCCAAGUGUGAGGUGGAAAGCAGCUGCCAGACCGAGAAGUCAAAGCCAAGGCAGACUUUUUCCUUAGUGGCAGAAAUAUCUAGAGUAUCCUUAGAUGGACUGUGACCUGCCCCUCCCCUCCUCAGUCUAAUUAGCCAGAGUGUUUUUAAGCAAUUACCCCACCUCCUGAGAUACUACGCCAUACCUGCAGGCUGGAAGACAGUGACUUAAGAUGGAUUCAAAACUGGGUUCACAAACUCAGACGUUUAUCAGGGCUAAGGAAAUAAUAAAAAUAUGUAAACUGGACCCUGAGUAAAACAAAAGGGAGAAGUGAGCCCUGUGGCUGAGUUAGCUCAAAACACAAUCUAAAAUGGAAAAAAAAUUAAAUUUACAAAACUAGACUUGACAAGGAAGACACAUGUUGGCACAAACCGAGUCUGACAUCAUCCCGUUGACCCCCAACUUGGAGCCUCAGCAGCUGGGAUUGUACCUAGGGCAGCAUGCAUGCAUUUUCACAGUCAGGUCAAUGAGGGGCCCUGACUGAGACCCUAUCUCUGAGUUGAGGUGGAGCUAGCGAGUUCUAAAAAUUGGCCUCUCCCUAAACCAUGUCUGUCCCUCUGUGCCAGCGCUUGGCCACCAGGCAAAGAACCUUCAUAUGCCCCAGGGAUUCCUGCAGCUGGAUUAGUAUCAGAACCCAGGCUAGGGAUUACUUAGCAGAAACAAUCUUCCUGAGAGCGAGCCCAUCGGUACUUUCGUGCUGUAAGCAGGUGGAAUAACCAACCGAAGCUUCAGCUUAUAAAAUGCCCAAUGCUGGGAGGAGAAUCUGUUUUCCUGAGCUGUGGAUUUACUA
Molecule: messenger RNA, 11962 nt
Organism: Loxodonta africana (African savanna elephant)
Lineage: Eukaryota; Metazoa; Chordata; Mammalia; Proboscidea; Elephantidae
Gene: UNC5C
Product: unc-5 netrin receptor C
Exons: 17
Coding region: 1154-4006 (950 amino acids)
Biological process (GO): netrin-activated signaling pathway; axon guidance
Cellular component (GO): membrane
Molecular function (GO): netrin receptor activity; protein binding
Source: RefSeq, a predicted model, not a curated record